AUGUUUGAGGAUGACUCAGAACUACAUGAAGAACUACAGAACUUCCAUGAACUGCAAGAAGAAAUAGAGGAGGUCCCACAACAACAUGAACAACAGCAGGACAACCCAGAUCUACAUGAAGAACUACAGAAUUUCCAUGAACUGCAAGAAGAAAUAGAGGAGGUCCCACAACAACAUGAACAACAGCAGGACAACCCAGAUCUACAUGAAGAACUACAGAAUUUCCAUGAACUGCAAGAAGAAAUAGAGGAGGUCCCACAACAACAUGAACAACAGCAAGACAACCCAGAUCUACAUAAAGAACUACAGAAUUUCCAUGAACUGCAAGAAGAAAUAGAGGAGGUCCCACAACAACAUGAACAGCAGCAGGACAACCCAGAUCUACAUGAAGACUGCAGGUGA
Molecule: messenger RNA, 402 nt
Organism: Nilaparvata lugens (brown planthopper)
Lineage: Eukaryota; Metazoa; Arthropoda; Insecta; Hemiptera; Delphacidae
Product: sex-determining region Y protein-like
Exons: 1
Coding region: 1-402 (133 amino acids)
Source: RefSeq, a predicted model, not a curated record